AUGCUCGGCGCCGCAACCCCAACACUGGCCGUGAAUGUCUCCACGGCUGGAGGACUAGGAUUCAUCGCUGGAGGAACCAAGAUUGACGCCCUCGAAGAUUCCCUACAACAAGUUGCCCAGCUCUCACGUGAAACAACAACCACUCAGAUACAGCAGGCUCCACAAGAUGUUGUCAUCCCAAUUGGCGUCGGCUUCCAGCUUUGGAGUUGUAAGUUGAAUUUGGCAACGACUGUGUUCAAAAAGUAUGUACCUGCUGUCGCAUGGUUAUAUGCCCCUACAAAGCAGUCGGAGCUGGCUGACUGGGCGAAUGGCAUCCGCGAGAUCACCCAAGGCAAGACGCAUAUCUGGGUACAAGUCGGAAGUGUCGAUGAGGCUCGAUCAGCAGUUAGCCUUGCAAAACCGGACGUACUUGUCAUUCAAGGCAGUGAUGCAGGAGGCCAUGGUCUGUCACAGUCGGCGAGCAUUAUAUCGCUCGUACCUGAGGUGAUGGACAUGCUCGCCGCGAUUGGUCAAUCCGAUCUUCCGGUCCUCGCUGCGGGAGGCAUUUCAGAUGGUCGUGGAGUUGCGGGAGCAUUAGCAUUGGGUGCGUCUGGAGUCGUUAUGGGAACGAGAUUUUUAGCUGCACAGGAAGCUGGGAUUUCGCGGGGCUGGCAGCAGGAGGUCGUUCGCUUGAGUGAUGGUGGUCAGACAACCAUUCGGUCUACCCUCUGCGAUAGACUCAAGGAGACAAAGGGCUGGCCUGCCUGCUACGAUGGAAGGGCAGCAAUCAACAAAGGUCACGAAGAUGAAGUGAAAGGUAUGUCCGACGAUGAGAAUGUUGCGCUGUACAAGAAAGAAUCAGCAGAGGGUGAAUCUGCUUGGGGACCUAAUGGUAGGAUGGUUACGUAUGCCGGCACUGGGGUAGGUCUAGUAAGAGGCACUAAACCUGCGGCUGCUAUUGUCGACGAGGUUCAAGAAGAGGCGAGAGCAUGCUUAAUACGUUCUGGAAUGUCGGCUGGCCACGAGAAUGGUCGAUCAAAGAUGUGA
Ramularia collo-cygni is the source of this 1026-nucleotide messenger RNA. RefSeq names its product related to FMN-dependent 2-nitropropane dioxygenase. The coding region runs from base 1 to 1026 and encodes 341 amino acids. Gene Ontology annotation, molecular function: nitronate monooxygenase activity. NCBI's taxonomy places the organism in Eukaryota, Fungi, Ascomycota, Dothideomycetes, Mycosphaerellales, Mycosphaerellaceae. The transcript has a single exon. The record is from RefSeq and is a predicted model, not a curated record.